AUUCUAGGUAGUAGUUUUGUGUUGUCUUUCUUUACCACUUUUGGCCAUUUCCUCUGUGGGCAGAAAGUCAAGGAAGACUGAAAGAGGCAUACCAUAGUGUUUGCAUCUGUGUGUAUCUGAAGAUCGACUCAGAGUCGGAUCGGAUUGGUCCCAAAAAUGUGGGCUUUUCCCUUUGUAGCAGAAGGUGUUGGUGCAGCUGCCUCUCUUUCAUCAUCAUCUUCAUCAUCAGUUGCUGCCAAUUUAUUCGCUCUCAACCUAUCUGUGAAUCUGGGCUUCAACAAAAUCCAAUUCCACUCUUUUCCCACUUUCAGUGCUUACCCUUCUCCUGGUUUUCUCUCCCCUCUUCCCAGAUCAGGUCCAAUUUUGCCCCUUUCUUGUCUUUUUUAUUUGCACUUAUCAUUUCCCGAGCACAUACAACAUAUAUGUAUUGUAAUAUUUACGGAUAUGGUUUUUUACAGUUCCAAUGUGGGACAUUUUACUUAAAGUGUACUGUGUACAUGCAUGGUUAUACCAGAUGCUACAUUUGAUCUUCUACAGGAGUUAUCCGAUGGAUGAACUUCGAUUGUCUUUUUGUUUUUUUUGAAGAAUUGACUUUUGUGGAAGAUUUCCAUUAUGUCAUCCUUUAUCGAUAUGGUUGUAUGAUGAUACAAGUUCUGAUGUUAGCAUUGAUCAACAACAGUUAGAGUAUGCUACAUGUCAUUGUAGGGCUAGUCAAAUAGCUGAACUCUUCCCAGCGGUGUCACCUGAUAUAGUUAUUAGAGAGGCAAGGUUGGAAGACUGGUGGGAAGUGGCUGAGACCCAUUGCAGCUCCUUCUUCCCAGAAUACUCUUUUCCUCUAGAUUUUGUGUUAAGGUUGGACAGGCUGAUGGGAAUGCUUUUUGGAUUCUCCAUACCUAAUGGCUGUGAGAGAACAUGUCUAGUUGCUGUCAUUGAGCGAAGCUCAGAGGAAGAAGGUUCCUUCUUAUUUGGAAGUAAUGAAGAAUUAACAAUUGGGAGCAUUAAUGGAGGAAUGAGUCUCAUGGAUAAAGGUUAUGUGUCCGGGAUAUUGACUGUGGACACUGUCGCUGAUUUUCUUCCCCGGAAAGGACCAUCAUGGCAGAGAAGGGAAUGGAAACAAAUAUACUACGUACUACGUUUGCACAAACAAAAACACACUUAAGCCUCUGUCUGCAUAAGUUAUAUUGCCUCCUGAGAAAAGGUCAUGCUUCUAAUACUUGAGUAGUUUAACAUGUUAAUCAUGUGUAGAAGAGGGAUAGCGUACAUAUCAAAUGUUGCUGUUCGGGAGAGCUUCCGUAGGAAGGGCAUAGCAAAAAAGCUCAUUGCAAAAGCCGAGGCUAAGGCCCGUAGCUGGGGAUGCUGUGCCAUUGCAUUACAUUGUGAUGCCACUAACCCUGGAGCCACAAAACUAUACACUAGUCAGGGGUAUAAAUUCAUUAAAGUUCCAGAUGGAGCUAACUGGCCUCAACCAAGGAUCUCUUCAGAUGUUCAAUUUAGUUUCAUGAUGAAGCUUCUUUAAACACUAAAGUCAGAUGUAGUAAUUAGAAAAGUAAUUUAUAUGUGUAAAUACAAGGGACAGCAUAUUUGAAAUGCAAGAGCUUUAUUGUAAUGGUUAUCCUCUCCAAAUUGGAAUAUUUGUAGAAUUAGUGUUUGGUUUCUUUGUUAUAACUGAAGCAUAUUGCUUCCAAUAUGUGGUCAUGUUGUAAAGUUAAUUACUACGCAAUAUAAUCCAGUUUAUAUUGUUAUAUAUUAACCUUUUUUUUGAAUAAUUGUUAUAUACUAACC
Cuscuta epithymum is the source of this 1782-nucleotide messenger RNA. The record is from the annotation of a GenBank genome assembly. Lineage: Eukaryota; Viridiplantae; Streptophyta; Magnoliopsida; Solanales; Convolvulaceae.